Messenger RNA from Linum trigynum, 2309 nucleotides. NCBI's taxonomy places the organism in Eukaryota, Viridiplantae, Streptophyta, Magnoliopsida, Malpighiales, Linaceae. The record is from the annotation of a GenBank genome assembly.
CGCGAUUCAAGUUUUCGAAUUUAUUGGAAUUCAUGAUCAAUUUCUUUUUUUCGUUGUGGCGUGACCGAUUAAUGACCGAAACAAAUAAAGAAGCUUCGUAAGAAAUCAAAACGAUCGAGGUACGAAUCCAAACUCCAAAUCUCUCUAGUAGACGACCUGACGUUAUCCUGUUGUUCAUUUUUACCACGAGGAAUAUACCGAGUAAUUAGUUAGUUGCAGGUUACUUUCUCGCGCGCGAUCUCAAUUCUCAUCAUCAUAUCGAUCGACGCAGAUAUGUACAAACAUCACAUUAAAAGGAAAUGAAAACCAACCAAGAUGAGAAACUUUUCCCCCGUUUCUAGUCCUUACUUCUUCUUUGGAAAGCCGACGAAUUCAAGUUGACGAAUCGGGUGCUGUAACCGCCACCGGGAGGAAAGCCCAACCGCCAUCGCUCAUCAGUUCUGGGAAAAACACACUAGAGUCAGCAGCCCAAAUCAGGCCCAUAAAAACAGCAAGCUGAAGAACAGUGGAAACGGACCGGAGUGUGGAAUUGGACCUAUAUUUGACGUUGACAGAUAUUUCGUGGGCUAUAAAAAGGGACGGCCCAAAUAACGCUGAGACCACAUUUCCCAUUUUCCUCAAGAAACAAUGGCCACUACUACUGCUUUCUCUUUCUCCUCCUCCUCCUCCUCCUUUGCUGCAUCUCUCGCCUUCUUUCUUCUGCUUUCUUUGAAGACUGCUAAUGGCGAUGGAACAUUUGGGGUUCAGCAGCAGCAGCAUUUCUACACUGUUCAGCUCUCCUCGCUGUUUCCUUCCGACUCUUGCAGCCCUGCUCCUUCAACCAAAGGGCUGAACAAGCUGCCAGUGUUCCACAAACAUGGGCCGUGCGCCCAGGCCCAACAACUCACCAGCACCAAGCCCACCGCGGACGAAAUCCUCCGCCAGGACGAGUCCAGGGUCCGGACAAUCCAGUCCAGGACCAGAAAGUCCGACGUCAGGGUGACGGAAUCCACCACCAUCCCGGCCAAGGACGGCAGCAUUGUCGACUCCGGGAACUACAUCGUCACCGUGGGGCUCGGCACCCCGGCGAGACAACUCUCCCUCAUAUUCGACACCGGAAGUGACGUCACGUGGACGCAAUGCCAGCCGUGCGUAGAGCCUUGCUACCAGCAAAAGGAAAAGAUCUUCGACCCUUCCUCCUCCAAAACGUACCGAAACGUUUCCUGCGACGCCGCCGCCUGCUCCGCCCUCGAUGCCGCCACCGCAAACAGGGGAUGUAGGGCCUCGACGUGCGUUUACGGGAUUCUUUACGGCGACGCGUCGUUCUCCAUCGGAUUCCUCGCCAUCGAGAAACUGACGUUGACCGAAACCGACGUCUUCGACGAAUUCUACUUCGGGUGCGGCCAAAACAAUAAAGGGAACUUCGGCGGCGCCGCCGGGCUGCUCGGAUUGGGCCGGAACCAGCUGUCGCUCGUCUCCCAGACCUCCGACAAGUACAAGAAGCUCUUCUCCUACUGCCUCCCUUCCUCCCCCAGCGGCACCGGAUUCCUCACCUUCGGCGGCGCCGCCACAAAAUCGGCGGUGAAAUAUACUCCCAUCGCCAGCGUCGCCGGCGGCGACAACUUCUACGGGAUCGGCAUCACGGCCAUCAGCGUCGGAGGAAAGAAGCUCCCCGUCGCCGCAUCCGUCUACUCCGAUGCCGGCGCAAUCAUCGACUCCGGCACCGUCAUCACCCGGCUCCCGCCGGCGGCGUACUCCGCGCUCCGGUCGGCGUUCAGGAAGCAGAUGUCGAAGUACCCUCUGGCGCAGGGGCUGUCGAUCCUCGACACCUGCUACGACCUCAGCAAGUUUAAGAAUUUCGCGGUGCCCAAGAUCGGGUUCUUCUUCGCCGGCGGCGCCGAGGUGGACAUCGAUGCCGUCGGGAUUCUGUACGCCAUCAAGCCGACGCAGGUGUGCCUGGCUUUCGCCGGCAAUGGGGACGCGAAGGACGUGGCGAUACUCGGGAACGUGCAGCAGCAGACGCUGGAGGUGGUUUACGACGGCGCCGGCGGGAGGAUUGGGUUCGCCAGCGGCGGCUGCAAAUGAGGACUCGGAGCGACGUCGUAUUUUCCCCUAUGGAUGUCCAAUUUAGUAAGGGACAAAGGAAUUAUGGUAGUAUGUCGGAAUUGAAAGAACGAACCAAUGUCGGAAGGAAAAUGUGUACGAUAAGUAAAUAACUACCACAAGUUGAUUUUCCAAAAUGAAGUUGGUCACCAACAAAAAUCAUAUUUCGAAUUAUCUACUUUUAUAAGUUCACCAAGUAUUGGUUCGAACAAACUAGACCGAAAAUA